Molossus molossus (Pallas's mastiff bat) is the source of this 1386-nucleotide messenger RNA. RefSeq names its product receptor accessory protein 1 (gene REEP1). Gene Ontology annotation, cellular component: endoplasmic reticulum tubular network; endoplasmic reticulum membrane; cytoplasmic microtubule. The record is from RefSeq and is a predicted model, not a curated record. The coding region runs from base 19 to 873 and encodes 284 amino acids. The transcript has 9 exons. NCBI's taxonomy places the organism in Eukaryota, Metazoa, Chordata, Mammalia, Chiroptera, Molossidae. Gene Ontology annotation, molecular function: microtubule binding. Gene Ontology annotation, biological process: endoplasmic reticulum tubular network organization.
GCUGCCCGCCCGCCCGCCAUGGUGUCAUGGAUCAUCUCCAGGCUCGUGGUGCUUAUAUUUGGCACCCUUUACCCUGCGUAUUAUUCCUACAAGGCUGUGAAAUCAAAGGACAUUAAAGAAUAUGUCAAAUGGAUGAUGUACUGGAUUAUAUUUGCACUUUUCACCACAGCAGAGACAUUCACCGACAUCUUCCUUUGUUGGUUUCCAUUCUAUUAUGAACUAAAAAUAGCAUUUGUAGCCUGGCUGCUAUCUCCCUACACAAAAGGCUCCAGCCUCCUCUACAGGAAGUUUGUACAUCCCACGCUGUCUUCGAAAGAGAAGGAAAUCGACGACUGCCUGGUCCAGGCCAAAGACCGAAGUUAUGAUGCCCUCGUGCACUUCGGGAAGCGAGGCUUGAACGUGGCGGCCACAGCGGCCGUGAUGGCUGCCUCCAAGGGACAGGGUGCCUUAUCGGAGAGACUCCGGAGCUUCAGCAUGCAGGACCUCACCACCAUUAGGGGGGACGGCGUCCCUGCUCCGUCAGGCCCCCCAGCCGCGGGGUCCGGGCGCGCCGGCGGGAAGCACGGCCAGCCAAAGAUGUCCAGGAGUGCUUCUGAAAGCGCUGGCAGCUCAGUGUGCACCUGCUGCUCCACCUGCAGGACCAGGAAAGUGGUUGAGGGAGAUGUGGAUGAGGGUGGUGUGAAGGCAUGGGAGCCCCACCAGGUCCAAAAACCAUUGGCCUUUUCUGAUGAGGAGGAGGAAGACCUGCUGGAUUUCAUGUACAAGUAUAAGGCGCUUCGGAAGACGGAGUUCCCCCUGGAGGCACCUCCUAGAAUCCUCCGAUCUCGCUUCAGGAAGAAAAGUACCUCAUCCUCGGCCACUGAAACCACGUGAGUGAGAUGAGCCAACAGCACCGGAUACACAGAAUGUUUCUUCUCUGCCUUAAAGAGCUCUUCACUAACAACAGACAUCUGCAAGCUGGUGUGCUUGAGUGCGCAGCCUCACAGACACGGCCUUUUCCCUCUCCCCCUCUUCCACUUUUAGGAUCUUGGUUUUUCCUUUUCUUUAUUUUGCUGGGGAGGGUGUGACCCUGUCUUCUGAGGUUGGUCAUUUUCCACGAUUGGAUUGUCAUUACAGACAGCAGUGUUUUUAGAAAUGUAAGAGAAUCCCCCUCACUGCCCAGAUGUACAUUUGUAAUUUAUUUGUUGCAUACUUCACUUUUAGUCCUGUAAAUGCAAAGGCAUUUUUUUAAACUUUUUUUGUUCUUGGUACUAAUACUUUGGACUACAGUGUACAUAUAUAUGGCUUUUGGCUUCAUAUAAUGGACUUGCAAGGGCUGCUAGAGGUUCUGAUAAUGUAAGAAAACUGCGAAAACAGACGUGUAAAAACUCUUUGUCUAGAGAAUGU